AUGAGUCAAGGUAUUAAUCAGAAUUGCGAAUAUAUUGAGGUUCAGACUCACGGGCAAAGCACAGACGAAGAAACAGCAACCAAUCAAAUUAAUGGAAACCACAAUAGUUCAAAUGAUAUCCUAGUUAAAAUUGCAGAACUUAAGAACUGUGGCGACCAUCGAAGUGUUUACGAAUUCUUUGAAGAACUUUCGGCAAGCAGAAAUCGUGAAAUGAUGAAAAAAGCUUGUGAAGAAGGACUUUGGAAAAAGAAAUCAUGUGAUACAAGUAACAUACUGCAUCUUGCAUGCCGCAAUGGGAUAAUUCAUCUUGUCAAAUCUCUCAUUUUCUGUGGCUGUGAUAAAGAGUCACGAACAAAAUUUGGUCUUACUCCACUCAUUAUUGCAUCAUGUUAUGGUCAUUUGGAUGUUGUGAAAUUUCUUAUUUCAAUUGGGGCAGAUAUAGAAGCAAAGAAUAAAUAUGGAUAUACUCCACUCAUUUUUGCAGCAGGAAAUGGUCAUCUUGAAGUUGUUCAUUAUCUUGUCUCUGUUGGAGCUAAUAAAGAGGCAAAGAAUAAUGAUGAAUAUACUCCAUUAAAAUGUGCAUCAAUUAAAGGUCGUCAUAAAGUUGUUAAAUAUCUAGUCGCUCAGGGAGCUGAUAAAAGUGUCAUGAAUAAUGAAGGAAAAACAGUAUUCUCAGUUGCAAUAGAUAGUGUGAGAAAUUAUCUAGGUUUUUUUGGAUUCAAAUAA
Molecule: messenger RNA, 726 nt
Organism: Trichomonas vaginalis G3
Lineage: Eukaryota; Parabasalia; Trichomonadida; Trichomonadidae
Product: positive regulation of MDA-5 signaling pathway
Exons: 1
Coding region: 1-726 (241 amino acids)
Molecular function (GO): protein binding
Source: RefSeq, a predicted model, not a curated record